Molecule: messenger RNA, 7120 nt
Organism: Magnolia sinica
Lineage: Eukaryota; Viridiplantae; Streptophyta; Magnoliopsida; Magnoliales; Magnoliaceae
Exons: 9
Coding region: 679-5928 (1749 amino acids)
Source: RefSeq, a predicted model, not a curated record
AUCUGACUGCCCCGCCGCGCCACUGCACGUCUGCUGCGGCCCACCAGAUGAACGUGCAAGAGUAGCGGGACUGCAUAAAUGUCACUCUCGCGAGUAGUCUCAGCUAUACUGUUCUCGCUCAUUACUUUCUCUUCCCAACCUCCGCAAACCUUAGAAAAACCUCUGCUUCUCCAUAAUUCCAGUUGCAAUCUUCAUCCUUCCGUUGGAUUUCAGGCCUCGAAUUCUACGGAUUUCAUGUUCGAAAUCCCCUGGAAAGAUCGAUUUCAACGGAAUCCUUCUUCCUCUUCUUCUUCUUCUUCUUCAAAAAAGGAAACUUAGAGAAUCACGGAUUCUAUACCUUCUUUUUUCAAAUAUCAGGGUUUCUGCAGUCCGAUUUCGAUCUCCGGUGAGGAAUCCGGAUUCCAUUAGAUCUGAUCGGUCUUCGGAAAUCCAAAGGUUUUCCGAUUUUCUAAAAUCGUUUUCAGCAGAGUCUUCAUUUCCGUUUCUCUUGGGAGUUUAGAAAUUUCGGUUCGAUAGAUUCGUUAUUGUUGUGGGAACUGUGGAAGAUUUUGGAGUAGAAUUUGAUGAUUAGGUUUAGUCUUUCUAUUGACAUCUUAUCAAGAUUUCUAUAGAAUAUAAUUUCUUUGUACCUUUUUUUUUUCCCCAAGAAAGGGAUACAAGAUACAUGAUUGGCCUGUGAUGGAGAAUGACGGCAAUGCUGGCGAUGACGAUCAGGGCUCGGGCUGGUUCGAAGUGAAAAAGAGACAUCGAACAAGCUCAAAGUUCUCUAUACAAAAUGUUACUGGGGUUUUUUCUAACAAAGCUGAAUCCAGUUUUCCAUGCAAUCAGGCAUCUGGAGUUGAAAAAGUUGUUAAGUCCAACAGCAGGUGGCCACCCUUGCCCCCUAAAGGAGGAAGGGAAUUUUCCAAUAAUGUGAAGGUGGAUGUUGAAAGUACUAGCUCAUCAGCAAAAACAGUUCAGGGCAUGCAUUGCCUUGAGAAGCUGGUUGAUAAACAAGAAACUGAAAAGCCCAAGCCACCUUUUUGCGGAUCUGCAAAUAUUCCAGGUGCAGAAGGUGGAACUAGGACAGUUGAGGUGGUCCCCAAAAUGGAUAACCUGGUUAAGGUUCCUAAAAUCAAGUGGGGUGAUUUUGAGGAUGAUGUGUUGGUUCCACAUGGAUGUCAUGAAAAAUUAGAUGGAGUCUCUGAAGUGAAGUCUAAUGAUAUUGGGAGUGAUCACUUGGCUGAUGGAAAUUUGAAAAAUGCUGAUGAUUUGGUAUCACAUGUUCCUCCUAGCGAACAUCAAGAAGAAAAAGAGUGUCUAGUGUCUGAAGAUGUGGUUCCAUUUUCUUCAUCAGUGCAGGAGUCUGUUGAGGGGAACUGGCAAGUGGUCAAUGAGAUCUCUUCUGAAGACUUGGGGCUGCCAGAAGAAGACGGGAAAACAGAUACUCUGAAUGAUGCUGUUAGGAAGCUUGGGAUGACCCACCAUGAGCCAAGAUGCAUUGAAGCAAGGGAUGCUCCAAGUUCUGGUAUUCCAGCUAUUGAAAUUUCUCCACCACCAGCAAUUGAAGGCGAUGGAAUCAUGACAGAUGGUCAGGGGCUUUCUGACAAAUCUGAGGAUGGUGCUUUGGACAUUUCUGAAGUACCAGUCAUUGGGCAGGUUUCAACAAUGGGCCGAGUUCUCCAAGAUUUCGUUUCGCUUUCAUACCAGGAAAGUGAUCCUGUAGCUUCAUGUAAUGCUUCGGUAACAUCUACUGUAGGAGAUUGGAGGGUGUUGCAGGAUGGUAUAGUAGAAGGUGAACUGGGGGAAAGCAAAGAAAGGUUUAGGCAACGAUUGUGGUGCUUUCUCUUUGAAAAUCUUAACAGAGCAGUUGAUGAACUUUAUCUUCUAUGUGAAUUGGAAUGCGAUGUGGAGCAGAUGAAGGAGGCUAUUCUUGUUCUUGAAGAAGCUGCUUCUGAUUUCAAAGAACUAAAAUCUAGAGUUGAAGGAUUUGAGUUUGUGAAAAGAUCCCCCUCUCAACCAUCAAAAGAUGGGAUUUCGGCGAAUGUGAAGAAUGACCAUCGCAGGCCACAUGCCCUCUCUUGGGAGGUUCGGAGAAUGGCAUCCUCACCUCACAGAGCAGAAAUACUGUCCUCAUCACUGGAGGCCUUCAAAAAAAUUCAGCAGGAAAGGGCUAGCAAACAUGCAGCUCACGAAGCACAAGGCCUCGGGCAUGUUUUGACUGAUCUUCCAGGGAAAGCACCUGUAAGGAGUGAUGUAACACCAAAUGCAAGAGAAACAGGGAGUAAGACAAGAAAGCAGAAUGUAAUUUCAGAUCUUGGUACAGGAAACACCAAUGUAGAGAAGCGGAAUGUUGAAACAAGCAGGCUGAGCAAAGCAGUAGUAAACAGCCGACUGCCACCGCAAAGUUCGUCUGUUUCUGAUUGCAACAUUUCUCAGGUAUCUUCAAAGAACAGCCCUGCUACGGCUGCUGGAAAGGGGAAGAAGGAACCACUUGGAUCGAUUCCUGAAAUGGAGAGACAAAUGGCUAAGAAGGAUAAGGUGCUAACAGAGAGUAAGGCUGAGAAAUGUCCUAAGUCUUUGGAUCCGCUCAAAAGGCACAGUUCUCUUGUUGAGAAAGAGAAGGAAAGGGAAAAGAGGAGCACAACAUUUAAAUCUAUGGAUGCAUGGAAGGAAAAGAGGAAUUGGGAGGAUAUACUUGCUGCUCCAUUGCGGAACUCUUCUCGGGUUUCACAUUCACCUGGUAUGAGCAGAAAGAGCAUGGAGCGUGCACGGGUAUUGCAUGAUAAACUAAUGUCUCCAGAGAAGAAGAAGAAGACAGCUUUGGAUAUGAAAAGAGAAGCGGAAGAAAAGCAUGCACGAGCAAUGAGGAUUAGAAGUGAGCUAGAGAAUGAGCGAGUGCAGAGGUUACAACGUACAUCAGAGAAAUUAAACCGUGUUAAUGAAUGGCAGGCUGUUCGCAGCUUGAAGUUGCGAGAAGGAAUGUUUGCUCGCCACCAACGCAGUGAAUCCCGCCACGAGGCAUAUCUGGCCCAAGUUGUGAGAAGAGCUGGUGAUGAAAGCAGUAAGGUUAAUGAGGUCCGUUUCAUUACUUCAUUAAAUGAAGAGAAUAAAAAGCUAAUGCUUCGUCAGAAACUUCAAGAUUCAGAAUUGAGGAGAGCUGAAAAGCUACAGGUAAUCAGAACUAAGCAAAAAGAGGAUAUGGCAAGAGAAGAAGCUGUUUUGGAACGCAGGAAGCUCCUUGAAGCUGAAAAAUUGCAGCGUCUUGCUGAGACGCAACGUAAGAAAGAAGAGGCUCAGGUAAGAAGAGAAGAGGAACGUAAGGCUUCAAGUGCAGCACGUGAGGCGAAGGCUGUUGAACAAUUGCGGAGAAAGGAAGUUAGAGCCAAAGCUCAACAAGAGGAAGCGGAGCUGUUAGCCCAAAAAUUAGCCGAGAGACUUAGUGAAAGUGAACAGCGUCGGAAGUUUUACUUGGAGCAAAUACGUGAGAAAGCUUCAAUGGAUUUUAGAGACCAAUCUUCACCUUUAGUUCGACGCUUUUCAAACAAGGAGGGCCAAGGAAGAUCUGUCUCAACUAAUAGUGUGGAAGAUUACCAAGCAAGCCUCUCGGGUUUAGGAGGUUCCACUCUGGGGAUUGCUAAUGCAGCACUGCAGCAUUCAUUGAAGCGCAGGAUUAAAAAAAUACGACAAAGGCUUAUGGCCCUGAAAUAUGAAUUCACUGAGCCUCCAGUUGGUGCUGAAAAUGUGGGGAUUGGGUAUAGAGCCCAAGUGGGAACUGCAAGGGCAAAAAUUGGAAGAUGGCUUCAGGAUCUUCAAAGACUACGUCAGGCCAGGAAAGAAGGGGCUGCAAGUAUAGGAUUAAUUGUUGGAGAUAUGAUUAAGUUUUUGGAAGGCAAGGACUCUGAACUGCAUGCAUCUCGCCAAGCCGGUUUGCUUGAUUUCAUUGCUUCUGCACUGCCAGCCUCUCACACCUCAAAGCCUGAAGCCUGCCAGGUGACAAUAUACCUCCUACGACUUCUUAGAGUGGUGCUGUCUGUGCCUGCAAAUCGGAGUUAUUUUCUUGCACAGAAUCUCUUGCCUCCAAUUAUUCCCAUGCUGUCUGCAGCUCUUGAGAACUAUAUAAAGAUUGCAGCAACGUUGAAUGUCCCCGGAAGCAGUAACUCGGUAUCAAUCAAAACGUCAGUCGAGAAUUUGGAGUCGGUCGCCGAAGUGCUCGAUGGCUUCUUAUGGACAGUUACAACAAUUAUUGGUCAUAUCUGUUCAGAUGAACGCCAACUUCAAAUGCGGGAUGGUUUGAUGGAACUAGUAAUUGCUUAUCAAGUUAUUCAUCGCCUCCGUGACCUUUUUGCCCUCUAUGAUAGGCCCCAGGUGGAAGGAUCCCCAUUUCCUUCAUCUAUUCUUCUAAGUUUAAACAUGUUGGCAGUUUUAACUUCUAGAUCUGGAAGUAUUUCUUCCAUUGAUUGGGAACUUUACCUAAGUAAGACGACAUCAGAACAUAAAAUCCAAGAAGCUAAACUUGCAGAAUGUGCAGAGUCUGACGAUGUUGGGGAUUCCUUAGUUGUCAAUGCCACUUUUGGAAAUCAUAAAUUGCCAUCGUCUCUACAUGUAAUGGCAGGCUUGCCAAUAAAUGGGGGAGAGAAAUCAUCAAGUAAUGGCAAGCCCUUGUCUGAUGUACCGGAGGAUAGGCCGUUACAUGAACCAUACAGAACGAGUAUCCAUGGAGAACCAUUAUCUGGUGCUAAGGAUCCUGGAAAGGAGCUUACUGAUAUUUCAGUUGAGCUGGACAAUUUUGGAGCAGGAUCACAGGAGUGCACAAAAGGUAUUUCAGGUGAAUCUCGCAGAAGGCCGAUGGAAGAGCAUGCCAAGCCCUCUUUAUCUCAGAAGGAUGAGAAGAUUACCACAGUUAACAUUGCAGAACAAAAUAAUCAUUUGUCACAAAAUGAUGAUCCCGCAGCAGCUGUGAAGAAUGGAAAUGGUCAAGGAGUCAGCUUGAAGCAGUCUAUAGCAUUUCUUGUUUCCGCCAUAGCCGAAACAGGCCUUGUCAGUCUUCCGUCGCUCUUAACUGCAGUGUUGCUGCAGGCGAACAACAGAUUGUCAUCUGAGCAGGGCUCCUAUGUUCUUCCAUCAAAUUUUGAGGAAGUGGCGACUGGUGUCUUAAAGGUGUUGAAUAAUUUGGCUAUGUUGGACAUAACUCUUCUCCAGAGUAUGCUAGCUAGACCUGAUCUACAAAUGGAGUUUUUUCAUCUUAUGAGCUUCCUUCUUUCUCAUUGCACAAGCAAGUGGAAAGUGGCCACUGAUCAGGUUGGCUUGCUUUUGCUUGAAUCACUAUUGCUUCUUGGCUACUUUGCUUUGUUCCACCCUGGAAAUCAAGAAGUCCUUCGAUGGGGCAAGAGCCCAACAAUCCUUCACAAGGUCUGCGAUCUGCCGUUUGUGUUCUUCAGUGAUCCUGAGUUGACACCCAUUUUGGCUGGCACACUUGUCGCUGCCUGCUAUGGGUGUGAGCAGAACCGAGGCGUAGUGCAGCAGGAACUCAGCAUGGAAAUGUUGCUUUCUUUGCUCAAAUCCUGCAGACAAGGAUUGCUCACUGUCCAAUCUGAAUCCUCUCUGCCCGAUGGUGCAACGAUUGAUGAUCCAUCUGAUGGUAAUCAAUCAGUUCCAGAACCCAGAAAACUUCAAGGUGACUUUAGUAUAAGAUCUAGCCGUGGUAAUCUGAGAAGUGCUCGAGUUUUCUCUGGCAAGGGUAGUGCUUCAGUCAGCAACGUAAGGGUUGGCAAGGUGAGACAUCAAAGGGAUGGGAAAGGAACAAAAACUUGCGAUGAUUGGGCUUUCAAGCACAACCUUCCAGCUUCAGAAGUUUCAUCAUCUUUCAUGCUGCAUAGUAGAUUUCCUACCAGCUUUAUUGAUAGAGCCGAAGAAUUUUUUUCAGCUGGGGCACAAGUGUGUUACUGAUUCUGAAUUGACUUAGAAAUCCAAUGGCUGUGACAAGAGUAUACUCGUUUUGAAUAUAUUAGUAUUCUAAAUUAUUUUUGGAGAGAUUUACAAUCUAGGAUCACACUCAAGUUUCCAAUCCAGAUUAGAAAUGUAAUGGGUUGUUGCUGAAUGUAAUUUAUUUUCAGAUGCCAGCAAUUUACUUGGGGCUAUUGGAUAAAUUGAUCUGGUUUGUCACAGCAAGUAGUAGAUGAAAAGUCUUGCUUACACCUUGCAUUUUCUGCUGGAAAGAAAACUCCACAAAUGGAAACAAUUAAUCGUUAAUUUUUCAUACAAAGGUUGAGAUUGCAUCCUGCAGAAGCUAUUGGAUUAUGAAUCUUUGUUCUCUCAAGUAGGUGGCUACUAAAAAAUUUUUGGCAUUGGAAAGAAAGUUUAUGGCACUUGAAUUGAAGUUCCUAUGGCUUCCUAAGACUAUUUUGGUUGGAUUACAACAAAAUCGGAACUUCUAAUAUUCGAGAUGUUUUGUGGAGGUUGGGGAAGGGCUGCUUAAUUUAGUGAGUUGGACACCGCGGUGUGAUACUGACUUUGAAACUACUUGUUGAAGCUUAGCGAAAUGAGCCAGCAUCUACUCUUACAAAAUGCAACUGUGGAUAUCUUUCUAAUAGUGCUUUCUUUUCAGAUGUUGCAUACAUGACAGUAGAUGGUUGUUAGUGGUGGUUUCUUUGGCGCUGAUGUAUUUUUUGCAAAAAUGUGACUGACUUCCAGGUGAGGUUGAAUCUACCAACCCCUUGAAGGUGCGACUCUCAAGUCUCGUCUUGAUUGGUUUCAGUUUGCCUCUUGUUGCAGGCAUGCAUGUAUGGACACAAUCAGGAACAGGUUUUGAAGUAACGUUCUGCUCCACACACAUCAUCCUUGCCUAUGAGGACUACCAAACCAAACCAACCAAUUGUAGUUUAUGACAAUGACUUGUUUUUCUUCCUCUUCUUUUUUUUUUUUUUUUUCCUUUUUUAUCUUGGGAAAAUUUUGUUUGCCAGGCAUGUCCAUCACAAUUGCAUGGGUAUUGAGCACAAGUCGAAUGCAGUGGCAUGGGUAUUAAGAAAUAGACCUCCAUAAUCUUUUAUCUUGUUUUUAAAAAUAUAUUUAGCUACUGUUGAAAAAGAGACUUCCAUAAUCUGUUUAAUUUAUAUUAUUUUCAUGCACUGUUAUUCGUCCA